AUGCUGAAGACUCUUGAGGUGGUGCCCCAUGUGGUGGCGCUCUGUAAGGCUCCCUACACAAUCAUCACGAGGUUCACCUCCGAUAAAACCAUACGGGAAUGGCUUCUGUCAACGGAUGGACAUAUCCAUGACGUGAGUUUCAUGAGAGCCAUUCUCCAAAUAGUCAAUGCUGUGGACGCGAUCCAUAAACAUGGAAUUAUCCACAAUCUCCUCAUUGACGAGAAUAUUAUGAUAAACCAUGUUGGCAAUAAAACGUUCGUAACUAUAGAUAACUUCUGUUUAGCUACAAAGUUAGACGAACAGGAGCCCCAUCCAUGUGGGGCACUGAAUAAAAUUCAAGAUAAAUUGUGGUGGGUAGCACCAGAAGUCUUUUAUGGGGUUAACGCUUCAACAGCCUCCGAUGUUUUCGCCAUGUGCGAUGUGAUUAAUACUAUUUGCAAAAGAAUAUGGAAGAAAACUCUUCCACUCCAGCCCCUUCUUGAGCGAGGUAGAUCUAAGAACCCCGCUAACAGACCAACCCUCGCUCAAUUCAGGGAAAAGGUCAUCGAGCUGCUUGAAAGAAGCCUCUACCCUGACUGA
Messenger RNA from Homarus americanus (American lobster), 579 nucleotides. RefSeq names its product probable serine/threonine-protein kinase PknB. Gene Ontology annotation, biological process: protein phosphorylation. The transcript has a single exon. Gene Ontology annotation, molecular function: protein kinase activity; ATP binding. The record is from RefSeq and is a predicted model, not a curated record. NCBI's taxonomy places the organism in Eukaryota, Metazoa, Arthropoda, Malacostraca, Decapoda, Nephropidae. Bases 1 to 579 code for a protein of 192 amino acids.